GGGCAAGGUUGCGAGCUCCCCUGCUCUCAUGACCCUGCCUUCUCAUGCGAGCUACCCUGUGGUAACCCUCUUGCAUGCGGUAACCACGCGUGCCAGCUGGCGUGCCACGUCAUCACCCGCCCGCGAACCGCAGACGGGCAGAGAGUGCUGGUGGCAGGCGAGGGAGAUGAGGGAGGAGAGGAGGAGGAGGAGGGAGGAGUGAGGGAGGUGGAAGAGGGGGGAGAGGAGGGGAGGAAUUUGCUUCGUGACACUUGCUACCCAUGCAAGCGAGCAUGCCAGAAGCCCAGGGACCCUCCAUGCGUGCAUCCCUGCCCGGAGUCGUGUCAUCCGGGCAGCUGCCCGCCGUGCAAAAACCCUUUAAGGAAACGGUGCUACUGCGGCAUCAUGACCCAUGCCAUCGAGUGCGGCCAAUGGGGUGCCGCCACGGAGGCAGAGAGAAUCAAGAUGGUGUCUUGCACCGGGCCCUGCCACAAGAAGCUGCCCUUUUGUUCGCACAUGUGUGUGGAAAUGUGUCAUCCGGGCCCCUGCCCCAAGCCCACGCAGUGCCGCAAGAAGGUAACGGUGCGCUGUGCAUGCCUGCGGCUCAAACGAGAGUGGCUCUGCUCCCAAAUGAGGCUGUUUCAUCCUUACAAGGUGCGGCGCUGCGCCAUCAUCGCCUCCCCUCCUGCUGCUGCUUGCUGCUGGGGUGGGCCUCAAGGCACCACUUUCACUCACCCCCUUUCGCUUCUCUCACUCACCCCCUUUCGCUUCUCUCACUCGCUCCCUCUUCUCUCACGCAUCCCAUCCCAACCAACCCUCCGCCCACCCCCUUCGAUCGCCCAUCACCAGGGGUUCAUUCCUCCUGCUGUGCGGCGCUGGGCCCUCACCCCCCUAUCCCAACCCUUCUCCCCCCCUUCCCCAUCCCCUUCGAUCGCCCAUCACCAGGGGUUCAUUCCUCCUGCUGUGCGGCGCUGGGCCCUCACCCCCCUAUCCCAACCCUUCUCCCCCCCUUCCCCACCCCCUUCGAUCGCCCAUCACCAGGGGUUCAUUCCUCCUGCUGUGCGGCGCUGGGCCGUCAUCAUCACUCUCCUUUGCCUACUCCUGCUGCUGCUGAUUGCGGCUGGGGUGGGUCUCAAGGCGCUCUCUGAUUGGAUGAAUGAGCGCGACCGCCUCCGCCCUAGAAAGUCGUUCCGUUACUAG
Messenger RNA from Closterium sp. Naga37s-1, 1179 nucleotides. The record is from the annotation of a GenBank genome assembly. NCBI's taxonomy places the organism in Eukaryota, Viridiplantae, Streptophyta, Zygnematophyceae, Desmidiales, Closteriaceae.